Molecule: messenger RNA, 1089 nt
Organism: Lycium barbarum (goji berry)
Lineage: Eukaryota; Viridiplantae; Streptophyta; Magnoliopsida; Solanales; Solanaceae
Product: proteasome subunit alpha type-3
Exons: 9
Coding region: 132-881 (249 amino acids)
Biological process (GO): ubiquitin-dependent protein catabolic process
Cellular component (GO): proteasome core complex, alpha-subunit complex; proteasome core complex; nucleus
Source: RefSeq, a predicted model, not a curated record
UAAUUCCCCUCAUCUUCCGACUCUUCUCUGUCUUGUCAACAAAGAAAACUCUAUUUCCUCUUCUUCCAUCGUUCACAGUUCAGCAAAAACUAAAUCAGUACUAAAAACAACAAAAGGAUAAAAACGUAAAAAUGAGCAGCAUUGGAACUGGUUAUGACCUGUCAGUUACAACAUUCUCGCCUGACGGCAGAGUAUUUCAGAUCGAAUACGCCGGAAAAGCUGUAGACAACAGUGGUACUGUUGUUGGUAUCAAAUGCAAAGAUGGAAUCGUAUUGGGAGUUGAGAAGCUGAUUGCAUCAAAAAUGAUGUUGCCCGGAUCUAAUCGAAGGAUUCACUCCGUUCAUCGUCAUUCUGGCAUGGCUGUUGCAGGGCUGGCUGCAGAUGGGAGGCAAAUUGUUGCCCGCGCAAAAUCUGAAGCAACCAGCUUUGAAAGUGUAUAUGGUGAACCAAUUCCGGUGAAAGAGCUUGCAGAACGUGUUGCUAGUUAUGUACAUUUAUGCACGCUUUACUGGUGGCUCAGGCCUUUCGGAUGUGGGGUGAUCCUCGGAGGCUAUGAUAGAGAUGGACCGCAACUCUACAUGGUUGAGCCGUCUGGUGUCUCCUAUAGGUACUUUGGUGCUGCUAUUGGGAAGGGCAGACAAGCUGCAAAGACAGAAAUUGAAAAGUUGAAGCUCUCUGAAAUGACGUGUCGGCAGGGAGUAAUCGAGGUAGCCAAAAUAAUUUACGGAGUACAUGACGAGGCAAAGGACAAGGCAUUUGAACUGGAGAUGAGCUGGGUGUGUGAUGAGUCUAACCGACAGCAUCAGAAGGUUCCUAGUGAUCUGUUAGAGGAAGCGAAGGCUGCAGCCAAAGCUGCACUUGAAGAGAUGGAUGCAGACUAGUGGCACAAAGACACCUUAUUCCUUAUUUAUCCAUGAACCUACCUUUUAUAACCUGAGUCAAAUAGUCUUGCUCUGCCAUGUUUGGAAUUUGGCACCUAUAUGACGAAUGCUUUUAGUGAUGAAUGAGAUUUGAUAUUGCUUUUAACUUUUGAAACUGUAAUCUGUACAAGUAAUUUCCAAGAUCAAGAGGAUAGGUUAUAUUCUCCUA